Molecule: messenger RNA, 1024 nt
Organism: Drosophila serrata
Lineage: Eukaryota; Metazoa; Arthropoda; Insecta; Diptera; Drosophilidae
Gene: Cp36
Product: Chorion protein 36
Source: RefSeq, a predicted model, not a curated record
CCAGACACCGAGCAGUAGACGAUCCAAUCCACACGUAAACGGCAACAUGAAACUCGGUCUCUGGUUUGGCAUCUUCGCCAUCGCCGCCGCGCCGCUGGUGAGCGCUAACUAUGGCCAUGGUCACCAUGGUGGUGCCGGUGGACAGUAUCUGUCCGGCGGUCCCAAUGCCGGACUCGAUGAGUACGUGAAUGUGGCCACCGGUGGCAACCAGCCGGCGGCUAACCAGAUCGCCUCGCAGGCUGAGAUCCAGCCCACGCCGGAGGAGGCCCGCCGUCUGGGCCGCGUCCAGGCUCAGCUCCAGGCUCUGAACGCCGAUCCCAACUACCAGAAGCUGAAGAACUCCGAGGACAUUGCCGAGUCCCUGGCCGAGACCAAUUUGGCCAGCAACAUCCGUCAGGGCAAGAUCAAGGUGGUGUCCCCCCAGUUCGUCGAUCAGCAUCUGUUCCGCUCCCUGCUGGUGCCCUCGGGUCACAACAAUCACCAGGUGAUCGCCACCCAGCCCCUGCCCCCCAUCAUUGUCCACCAGCCAGGCGCACCGCCCGCACAUGUGAACAGCGGUCCCCCGACCGUGGUCCGUGGCAAUCCGGUGAUCUACAAGAUCAAGCCCUCGGUCAUCUACCAGCAGGAGGUGAUCAACAAGGUGCCCACUCCCCUCAGCCUCAACCCCGUCUACGUGAAGGUCUACAAGCCCGGCAAGAAGAUCGAGGCCCCGCUGGCCCCCGUGGUUGCCCCCCAGUACAACCACCAGCCGCAGGGCUAUGGUCCCAGCUAUGGUAGCUCCGGUGCCGCCUCCGCUGCCGGUGCCGCCGCCUCCUCCGCCGAUGGCUACUCCGCCGGCAACGAGGCUCCACUGUACGCCAGCCCCGCUCCCUAUGGCCAGAGCAGCUACUAAGGGGAGAUGGCAUCGCCUCCGUGGCUUAAUUUAAUUUAAAUGUUCUCCUCCUUUUUUUUAAUUUUAUUUCUCAGCCGAGUGCGGCUGUGUGCAAAUAAAAGACGAAAAGAAAGAAAUUCUUAAAAAUGUAAA